GAGGAGCUGCUCAACGGGCUCACGCACGGCCUCGGCAUCAUCUUCGCGUUCUUCGGGGGGCUCAUGAUGAUGCGGCGCGCGAACGCGACGAACGACAUGGCGACGGUGCUGGGCUGCGGCGUCUUCUGCAUCGCCAUGAACGCGCUCUACCUCAUCUCGACGCUCUACCACUCGCUCCACAAGUUCAACCGCGUCGGCUCCGUCUUCGCGGCGCUGGACCACGCGGCGAUCUACGUGCUCAUCGCGGGCACGUACACGCCCUUCGUGACCAUCACGCUGCGGUCCUCGGCGACGGCCUUCUGGAUCCUGGCGGCGGAGUGGGCCGCGACGUGCAACGGCGUCUACCUCUGCGUCUACACGCCGCUCUGGUCCGAGGCGAACCAGCGGCGCGUCAAGACCUUCGAGCUCGUCCUCUACGUGGCCAUGGGCUGGCUCGUGACCAUCGUCAAGGACGACCUCGCCGCGGCGCUCGACCCGCGGGGCGUGCGGCUCGUCGUCUACGGCGGCCUCUUCUACACGGGCGGCAUCGUCUUCUUCUCCACGGCGAACACGUGCGAGACGCGCUACGUGCUCCACGCGCUCUGGCACCUGUGCGUCCUGGCGGCGACGAUCUGCCACUUCUUCGCCAUCUUCUACUACGUGCUGCCCGAG
Messenger RNA from Aureococcus anophagefferens, 651 nucleotides. RefSeq lists its product as hypothetical. Lineage: Eukaryota; Pelagophyceae; Pelagomonadales; Pelagomonadaceae. The record is from RefSeq and is a predicted model, not a curated record. Gene Ontology annotation, cellular component: membrane. The transcript has a single exon. The annotation marks the transcript as partial.